Molecule: messenger RNA, 1317 nt
Organism: Lodderomyces parapsilosis
Lineage: Eukaryota; Fungi; Ascomycota; Pichiomycetes; Serinales; Debaryomycetaceae
Exons: 1
Coding region: 1-1317 (438 amino acids)
Source: RefSeq, a predicted model, not a curated record
AUGUGGUUGUUGGCUGCAACGGUUUGGGGUAAAGAUUUCAAAGGAGGUACCAUUGUUGAAUGGGGUGCACAAGAUCUUAGUUUUGGAGAUGUCCAUGUCUUUCCCAACACCAUUUGGUCAAUGAUAAACAAUGCUGCUUCCAAUUUUCGAGGAAAUAUCCAAGUCGAUAAAACUGGUGGUCUUUAUGUUUCCACCAAUUCAUCAGAUAUGCAAUUAUCUGCCACUGCAAGAGAAUUUGCUUUACAUCCGGUUUAUUCGUUCAUUAAUGAUGGUAUUGUUUCGUUCAAUGCAAUCAAAGGUGCCCCGUUAUACGCGUUUUGGAUCAUUGGUAAGACGUUCAAAAACACAGGAGAUUUGUUCUUUUCUGCUUCUGGUGAAGGUACGGCUAUCAGCGGUGUUAAAUCAGAAGAUUGGCAUAAUAAUGGUAACAUACACUUUUAUCAAACAAAAAAGAGUGGAAGUUUUGUCCAAUUGGGUAAGGAUGCAAAGACAUUGCAAAACGAUGGACAAGUUUGUUUUACCAAUCAAAAUUGGCAUCAGCUUGCUGGUGUGUUGGGAACUGGUUGUUUUACUGCACUGGGUAAAUCAUCAUUCUACUUGAUGAACAAUGCUGUGCCAUUUUCAGAGAAUCAAAUCUUGUAUUUAGACGGUAGCGAAUCUUCAAUCAUGGCAAUCCCAACAAACUUUGGACCUUUAACUUACCAUGUGAGAGGGUUUGGAACUUACGAGGAUGGUAAUGCAAACAAGAUUGGUUUAACUGCUACGUUACGUCAAUCAGACGCUGGCGAGCCUGCAUGGGAAUACGACGUAAAAAACGGUAACUUAACAUUGCGGGUAGGUCCUUAUGUUUCUAGUUUUGAAAUUGGAACAGGUUAUGAUCCUAAAAAGUUCGAGGUCGUUAGUGAUACAAGCGAAGAAAUUCCUCAAGUUCAUUUAGGAGCAGUGCAAUACAAUGGACCACCACCACAAACAGGCAUACCAGCUGAAUGCAAACCAUGUAAGCCAAUCCCAGACAUACCAGAAGUUGCCAAGCCUGCACCAUCAUCAUCGUCUACUGUUGAGACAACAUUGAGAACGUCAUUGUCGUCAUCAUCAGCUGCCACUGAAACGACUUUGGAAACAACAACAUCUGCUGUAGAGACAACGAUGAGCACAUCAUCAACUCCUGUUUCACCUACAGGUACACCUAGUCCUUCAGAAACCACUUCUGUUAGCAGUUCCUCCAAAAGUCGUCGUAUCAAGACCGUUACGGUUAUGGAAACAGAUAUUGUGAUGUUUACCUCAACUGUCACCAUCACUAGCACAGUGACAUUAUGA